Molecule: messenger RNA, 219 nt
Organism: Adineta steineri
Lineage: Eukaryota; Metazoa; Rotifera; Eurotatoria; Adinetida; Adinetidae
Source: the annotation of a GenBank genome assembly
AUGUUAAGCAGAGCUGCUACAACCGCUUCGAUAUUUUCGCUACCAUCUGAAGAGACUACUACGAGACGAAAUAAACUUCAACCACCACCAUCAUCAUCUACAUCAAUACCACCACCUACACCAGUCUUGAACCCCAAAAAAGCAGCAAAACCACCUCCACCACCACCUGCGUCAACACCAACAGCUUGGUUAGAUCUAAAUUAUUUGCUUAACAAUUAA